Molecule: messenger RNA, 977 nt
Organism: Carya illinoinensis
Lineage: Eukaryota; Viridiplantae; Streptophyta; Magnoliopsida; Fagales; Juglandaceae
Exons: 5
Coding region: 157-879 (240 amino acids)
Molecular function (GO): protein binding
Source: RefSeq, a predicted model, not a curated record
GAAAAAGAAUAAGAAAAAAAAGCACAAGCCAGGCCCAACACACCCACAACCCACCCACGUCGGACACACACAACGAGCUGCCUUCUCUUUUCUUCCUUUCUGGAAUCUCUAACCUGAAUACUCGUUGCGUUAAUUUCCCGCUCUCUCUGAAUUCUAAUGACAGAUCAUAAUAGUAGAGAUGAUGAUGACACUAUAACAUCAGUUGAUAACACUGUUGAAAAACUUCCUGAUCAUCUCCUGAUAGAAAUUUUCAUUCGAGUUCCUGUCUCAUAUUGGACACAAAUAUCUUGUGUGAAAAAACAGUGGGCCAAUCUGUUUCGUGGAGAAUGCUUGUGGCAAGCUGCCCUAAUCAAGACUCAUCCUUUAGCUGGCCAAGCUAAAAGGUGGCCAGGACCUAUUCCUCGUGGGUCGAGCAGAAGGAGAUUCACAGCUUUAUAUGUUAGUAAACACAUCUUUGCUCUGGACGGUGAGAUAGGUCAGCUUGUUGGACACACUUAUUUGUUUUUGAAAGAACAACUUGAGCUAUCCACUAUGCCAACUCCUCUGGGGAUACUUCACGGAACCAUAAUUGAUCAAUUUAUUGCUUGCGGAAAAUCAAGUGACAUUGCCCAGGAGCUUGCUUCACAGAUCUGGGUGGCUGUUCUCGAUCGUUUGGAGAAGAACGAACACACAUUUUGCUUGCUUAAAAGCCUCGCACAAGAGGGUGAUGAUUUUCUUCCAUACCCGUACUCUAGAUCAACCAAAGUCCAAUGGAGGGUGUACGAUAAGCUCUUCACUGAUUUUCGUGACUGCUUUAGUCGUGCAGAUUAUUGUGAUGUAUUGGCUCGUGCCAAGAACAAGUUUCUGCCAAUACCACUCGCCUGGUUAGAGCGUCAGUAGUGGGCUCAAUAAAUUUUAGUUAAAAUUUAGCUAAAGUUUUCACUUUUACAAAUUUUAGCUAUCCAUUUUUUAUAACAUCAAAUAAUAGGCUCAACAAA